AUGUUGGGUAUACGAUGCACGGACAUGCGGCGAAAGAUGGUGUGGUUGGGACGUGGGAGCACGGACAGCACAGAGGCGGGGAAUCUGCGACAGGAGAGAGGAACCCCGUCUACGGGCACACAAGGACCCAGAGUGGCUAAUGCCACAACAACAAAGUGCCAACACUACAAACGAGGGGAUGAGGAUGUGGUCUACUGCUGCGACAAAUUUUUGGAUCAGAUCUUGUUUAAAGAUGCGAGUUUGAAGAAAGGAGGAACAGCUGAGAGUUUUAUCCUUAAAACGAAAUGCCUAACUGUCCACGUUGCAACAAACCCGUUUAUUUUGCUGAACGAGUCACAUCUAUUGGCAAAGACUGGCAUAGACCGUGUCUUCGAUGCGAAAACGAAGCAUGUAAGAAGACAUUGGCUGCGGGAGGACAUUCGGAGCGUGACGGUAAACCGUACUGCAAUCGAUGCUAUGGAGCUCUGUUCGGUCCGCGAGGCUACGGUCAUGGUGGAGUUGAAUCCCAUACGUUCCAUCAUGGACAGACCGGCAAGGUUUAAGCGUGACAUUUUGGUAGAUCGAAUGAAAGUGCCGAACCGCCACGUCGUCUCCUACACAUUUUCCUCUGCAAAGUGA
Necator americanus (New World hookworm) is the source of this 618-nucleotide messenger RNA. RefSeq lists its product as uncharacterized. The transcript is spliced from 6 exons. Bases 1 to 618 code for a protein of 205 amino acids. Lineage: Eukaryota; Metazoa; Nematoda; Chromadorea; Rhabditida; Ancylostomatidae. The record is from RefSeq and is a predicted model, not a curated record.